AGGAAGAGGAGCUGACUGAAGACAGCAUUUCAGGUACCAUAGAACCCGAUACCCGGACAUGUCUCCUCUGUGGCUGCUUCUGGGCCUCCUGGCUCUGACUGGCUCCUCUGAAAGCAGCAAUUGGGGGUGCUAUGGAAACAUUCGCACCCUGGACACCCCAGGAGCAUCCUGCAGGAUUGGAAGACGCUAUGGCCUGAGUUACUGUGGAGUCCGUGCCUCUGAACGGCUGGCUGAAGUAGACAGGCCAUAUCUUCUGAGAUACCAACCCACCAUGAGACUUGUUGGGCAGAAAUACUGUAUGGAUCCUGCAGUGAUCGCUGGUGUCCUGUCAAGGGAGUCUCCUGGUGGCAAUUUUGUAUUGGACAUGGGCAACAUGGGCAGUGGACUCGGGAUGGUGAAGGAGUCAAAAUUCUACCCUCCCACAGCUUGGAAGAGUGAGACCUGGGUUUCCCAGAAAACUCAGACUCUGACAUCCAGCAUCAAAGAGAUCAAGACUAGGUUUCCAACCUGGACCACGGACCAGCACCUGAGAGGCGGACUCUGUGCCUACAGUAAAGGUCCCAACUUUGUCCGAAGCAACCAAGACCUGAACUGUGACUUCUGCAACGAUGUCCUCGCGAGAGCCAAAUACUUCAAGAACCAUGGAUUCUAGCACAUCGGGAAAAACUCAAGUUCAUUGUUGGACUCGAGGCUUCUUCUGUCCCACUGAUGUCUAGCUGGUGAAGCCUGCAGUCGCACAUCUGAGUUGAAUCUGAAGGCUGUCAAAAUAUCAUGAAUUACAUUAAAGAAAAUAUUAUC
Messenger RNA from Rattus norvegicus (Norway rat), 798 nucleotides. It is a transcript of the gene Lyg1, whose product is annotated as lysozyme G1. Gene Ontology annotation, cellular component: extracellular region. Lineage: Eukaryota; Metazoa; Chordata; Mammalia; Rodentia; Muridae. The transcript has 6 exons. Gene Ontology annotation, molecular function: lysozyme activity. Gene Ontology annotation, biological process: peptidoglycan catabolic process. The record is from RefSeq and is marked inferred. Bases 59 to 652 code for a protein of 197 amino acids.